Messenger RNA from Bubalus bubalis (water buffalo), 6137 nucleotides. RefSeq names its product ring finger protein 112 (gene RNF112). The transcript has 17 exons. Bases 873 to 3257 code for a protein of 794 amino acids. The record is from RefSeq and is a predicted model, not a curated record. Gene Ontology annotation, molecular function: GTP binding; metal ion binding; GTPase activity. Gene Ontology annotation, biological process: protein homooligomerization; endoplasmic reticulum organization. Lineage: Eukaryota; Metazoa; Chordata; Mammalia; Artiodactyla; Bovidae.
CCCUGGGGGGUGGGGGUGGGUACUCAGCACAUCCUGCUGUCCCUCUGGGCUUGGGAGGGUCCCAGCCACGAAGGUAGCUGAGUCUGGGCUCACCCACUGGACAGUACCCAGAGGCCGCUGGCUAGACAGUGGCCUCCUGGGCCAGAGAGGGCCCUGGGGACAGGACUGAGGGCUAGGCUGCAGAGGGUCCUGCACGCCCUGCUCCUGGCCUCUCCUCCACCUCUCACUCCCUGUGAGAAAUGUCCUCCCACCCCCACCCCUUUGCUGGCCCAGACUCCCCAGGAAUGCAGAUCCGAGUGCCCUGCCUUUGCUUGGUGCCCCUAAAGACUUGGAUUCAAUCCCUGGGUUGAGAAGAUCCCUUAGAGGAGGGCACAACAACCCACUCCAGUAUUCUUGCCUGGAGAAUCCCAUGGACAGAGGAGCCUGGUGGGCUACAGUCCAGAGGGUCACAAACAGACACGACUGAGUGACUAACACACAGAGGAGCCUGGCGGCCCGCUACAGCCACAGGGAGCACUGGGUGGAGGUCGGAGGUGGAGGAGGGAGGGCUGCUCAGGGAGGUUCAGGCCCUCAGGUGCAGCCCAGGAACUUUGGAUUCCAAUCUAAUGGAGCUGUGGCAGGUAUUUCAGCAGCCAGGGGUCAGCUGUGCUCAGGGGUCUGGGCUGGCUGUGUACUGCAGGGUGAGUGGGAGGGGCCCAGUCAAUAGGCAGCUAGAGGGUCCAGGGAUAACUCAGUGGGAGAGGAAGACACCACGGGACAAAGAGCCAAUGUCAGAGCAGCCCAGGGGGCUGAGGAAGGCAUAGCUGGGACGACCCUAGGGGAGGGAUGACCCUGGGGGAGGCACUACCGCGGGGGAGGGUCUUGUAGGCCAAAUGUUGUGGGUAGCAUCAUGGGCCCCAGCAGAUGCCCAGCACCACGACCAUCCACGGGAGGAAGGAGACCAUCUGGGGCUCUGGGUCAGCGCCCGCCACGUGCUUUCCAGGUUCCCACACUUCUGUCUUCUGUACCCCCUGCCUGCGGCCUUGGAAGAAACCCACUGGGCCAGCAGGGGCAGUGCCAGCCUAGUUCUGUGUCUGCCACGCACCCAUAUGGUUUCGCUCUCCCUCCACCCUCCCCCGCCCUGUCCUUAUCUUUCCCUCGUCUCCAUGGCGACUCACCACCUCGCUCGCCUGCAUCCCAGCCUCUGCCAGGGAUUCUGGGCUCAGCUCGUCUCAUCCCUCCCUCCUCCGGAGCCCUGGUUCCCGCAGUCCUGUCUCCUCCCCCUGGGCCCCACCAGCGCUUCCAGAAGAAGAGCCAUCCUCAGCACCGGCAAGGUCUCUCGGGCCUGUUCUCUGCUCUGGGACUCUUGCCCCCGCCAGCCUCCCAUGCCGAGGUCCGCCUUGUCAGUCAUUUCCUUUUGUCACCGGCUUGGCAAACAGGAGAGAAAACGGAGCUUCAUGGGGAACAGCAGCAACAGUUGGUCCCAUACGCCGUUCCCCAAGCUGGAGCUGGGGCUGGGGUCCCGGCCCACGGCGCCCCGCGAGCCGCCCGCCUGCUCCAUCUGCCUGGAGAGGCCGCGUGAGCCCAUCUCGCUGGACUGUGGCCACGACUUCUGCCCGCGGUGCUUCAGCACCCACCGCGUGCCUGGCUGCGGGCCGCCCUGCUGCCCCGAGUGCCGCAAGACCUGCAAGCGGAGGAAGGGCCUGCGGGGCCUGGGGGAGAGGAUGAGGCUCCUGCCGCAGAGGCCGCUGCCCGCCGCCGCGCUGCAGGAUACCUGCGCUGUGCGGGCUGAGCCGCUGCUGCUUGUGCGGAUCAACGCCUCGGGGGGCCUCAUCCUGCGAAUGGGCGCCAUCAACCGCUGCCUGAAGCACCCGCUGGCCAGGGACACCCCCGUCUGCCUCCUCGCCGUCCUGGGGGGGCCACACUCAGGGAAGACCUUCCUCCUCAACCACCUGCUCCAGGGCCUGCCUGGCCUGGCGUCCGGCGAGGGCAGCUGGCCGAGGGGCGCGGGCUCCGGGCAGGGAUUCCGGUGGGGAGCCAACGGCCUCUCUAGGGGCAUCUGGAUGUGGAGCCACCCCUUCCUGCUGGGGAAGGAGGGGAGGAAGGUGGCCGUGUUCCUGGUGGACACGGGGGACGUCAUGAGCCCGGAGCUGAGCAGGGAAACAAGGACCCGGCUGUGCGCCCUCACCUCCAUGCUGAGCUCCUACCAGAUCCUCACGGCCUCUCAGGAGCUGAAGGACACAGACCUGGAGCACCUGGAGACGUUUGUCCACGUGGCUGAGGUGAUGGGCAGACACUAUGGCAUGGUGCCAAUCCAGCACCUGGACCUCUUAGUUCGUGACUCCUCCCACCCCAGCAAGGCUUGGCAGGGUCACGUGGGCGAUGUCAUCCAGAAAUCGUCCGGCAAGUACCCCAAGGUCCAGGGGCUGCUCCAAGGGAGGAGAGCCCGCUGCUACCUCCUGCCGGCUCCUGGACGGCGGUGGGCAAGCCGAGGCCAUGGAAGCUCAGGCGACACAGAUGACGAUGCCGGCCGCCUGCGCGCCUACGUGGCUGACGUGCUGAGUGCAGCCCCCCAGCAUGCCAAGAGCCGCUGCCCAGGCUACUGGAGCGAGGGGCGCCCCGCAGCCCGGGGGGAUCGACGCCUGCUCACGGGGCAGCAGCUGGCUCAGGAGGUCAAGAACCUCUCGGGCUGGAUGGGCAGGACAGGGCCCAGCUGUGCCUCCCCGGACGAGAUGGCCGCCCAGCUGCAUGACCUGCGGACGGUGGAAGCUGCCAAGAAGGAGUUUGAGGAGUACGUGCGGCAGCAGGACGCAGCCACCAAGCGCAUAUUCUCUGCGCUCCGGGUACUGCCGGACACCAUGCGGAACCUCCUGUCAGCCCAGAAGGACACGCUGCUGGCCCGGCACGGGGCAACCUUGCUGUGCACUGGGAGGGAGCAGACUUUAGAGGCCCUGGAGGCCGAGCUGCAGGCCGAGGCCAAGGCCUUCAUGGACUCCUACACCGUGCGCUUCUGUGGCCACCUGGCUGCCGUUGGCGGUGCAGUGGGCGCGGGGCUCAUGGGCCUGGCAGGGGGCGUGGUGGGCGCAGGCAUGGCCGCAGCGGCGCUGGCCGCAGAGGCCGGGAUGGUGGCUGCGGGAGCCGCGGUGGGGGCCACGGGGGCGGCCGUGGUCGGGGGAGGUGUGGGUGCCGGGCUGGCGGCCACGGUGGGCUGCAUGGAGAAGGAGGAAGACGAGAGGGUGCAGGAGGGGGACCGGGAGCCCCUGCUGCAGGAGGAGUGACCCCCCGCCUGGAUGCUCCAGGGCUGGAUGCUGGGGGGAGGGGAGGAUGUGGGAGAGGGCUGGGGGUGCUGAUCCGAGGGCCCCCGUGUACCACACUAUCCUGGGUGAACGGCCCAUCUGGGUGGUGACAGAAUCGCAGUCACCAAGAAAGCGAGAGGGCCUAGGGCCUGAACAAAGCCUUGGGCUGUUUCUGUCCCAGACAGUCCCAGACCUGCCUCUCUUCCUAGAUGAACAGGCCCAGGGUCUCCCACCAAGAGCAUGACCCACCCUCUCCACACUGGCUUCUUUCCUGGGACUGCAGCAGGGCUGGGCGGGCGCCAUUCUGAAGCCUCCCCUUCAGAGACGGAAGCAGCCCCAGGAUGAGGGCUCCUGGUGAUCAGGAUCAGGAGCCCCGAAGAGGGGCUGAGAAUGGGACGGGUGCCCCCACCCCAGGUGGCACACAGUGGCCUAACCCCAGAGCGGAGACUCCUCCCAAAGUUACCCCAGCAGGACAGGGGCUGCCCCUCCUCUGGCAGCCCCCGGGAGCCUGCACGCUCCCUGAGAGCAGGGCCCCUUACAUGUCCCUCGUGGUCAUGUCCUUUGUCCAGCCCGGUCAGUGCCCACAUUCUCUAUGGAAUGCCAUCCCAGCAACGGGUCAGAGCCAAAGAAAAACUCCAGUAGUUGCUGAAUUACACAAACAGCCCUCAUCGCAGAUUCUAGAAAAGUCCUGGGGGGACAGGUCCAUGGACCACACCGCCCCCUGACCCUGGGGGAGACCCCUCGGGCCCGUUGGCAGGAAACCUGAAUGCAGCCCCACGACAAGCCCGAGGAGGACGGGAGAGCCCCACAAGGAGGCUUCUAGGGUAUUAAACCGCGAAGGAUUAAUGGGUGCAUCCUACAAAAAAUAAAACGUGUGUGCUUGAGUGUCAGCGUCCCGGUAAAUCAUUGAAGCAGCUCCAGAGCUCAGCCUCCACGGGGCUUUGGGGACUGGGCAGUGAGCCCAGGCGCUCCAUGAUGGGGACCUGCAGACAGGAAGAGGGGCCAAAAUCCAGAGACCUGGGGGCCAAGGGCUUGUCUGCCCACUAGGACUGGGUCCUGCUCCCAUCGUCUCUCCCACCUUGCUGGCCCUGGGGAAGGUUGUCACUUGGUUUCCAUCCAAGGGUGGAGGUGGACGGGGAGUGACUGCUGGAGCCGGAGGCAGGAGGAGCCAGGACCUCUCUGCAGGCCAGCGAGCAUCUGCUGUCCUGGCUCUGCUCAGCCUUCACUCAGCAGGACAGCAACUGAGUCUGCGUUGGAACCCUGUCCUUUGCAGAUGCAAACCCAGAGAGGGGACAUCUCAGCUGACGCUGCCCUGGUGGCUGAUGGCAGGAGAGCCUCCAAACGCCUAACCCCUAGCUGGUGUCCCCCUGCCGAACUGGGAGAUUCCUUUAGGGUCAGCUGUGCUGAAAUUGAGGUGUCGGGACCAGCUCUCGGAAGCAGUGUCUGGAGACAGACAGAAGGGCAUGGUUUGGGACCCAGCUCCACAGCAGAAGUCAGAGAAAUCCCAAUGCCCGGCCUGGGACGGGUGGAGAUAGAGGGCUGGGGUGACUCUGGAACUUCUGGGGUUGGGGCCAGAGGUGAAGGCAGGGCUCAGACCGUGUGUGUUUGUCGAGGACAGUUUCUGGAAGCAUCUCCCUGGGUUGUUCCCUUGUCAUCCAGUGGACACACAGGCUACAGAGCCUCGCAGGCUUUGGGGCUGGCAGGCUCAGGAUGUGGGGGAGUCUCCAAGGAGUCAGGAAGGGAGGGAGCGGUCUAGCUGGAAGCCCCCUCCCCUGGGGCUGCAAGGAACUGCAGCGCACUGGUCCCUGCUCUCUGGACAGAAGGGAGACUGCCCGGCGGGCCAGGCGAGCGCCCUGCAGAGGCCAUAUGGAUCACAUUGAGCCACAUUUGCCUUGUGUCUUACAGCUCUUAAAGCAUCUCCCCAGAGCCUGGGACCCACCUGGGGCAUUGAGGACAUCGAGGGCCCGCUUUUAUCAGAAGUUCAGAGAAAUGACGCGUCUCCAUUGAGAAAACUAGUCAGAGAUGAGCUGGGCCUCGAAGACACGAUCUCUGAUACCAAAUUCGUUGCUCAGUAAUGAGACAGGCUGGGACCCCGGACUGUUUACCAGAGCGCUUGCACCUGGACAAACACGAGGGCACACGAGGGGGCAAUCAUGAACAAUGAGCUGCGGAAGGCCACAAACCAACCCCCAGGGCUGAGGUGCGGAAGCUAAAACGGGGCGCUGAGGCUAAAACGGGGCGCUGAGGCAGAUCUCUGCGCACUGCCCCACCCAGGGGGCGGGCAGACUGCCCAAGCUGCCCCCGGCCCCACCCGACCUGGUUAAGGGCCCAGCCCACCCCUAAGAGCCGCAAAGCCGCCUGGUGCUUGUUCCCACUGCGCAAGUGGCAGGAGCUCCAAUAAGCCUCACCUGAAUUUCUCAUCUGGCCUCAUCGAUUUCUGUUGAUCAAAAAGUCCAAGGACUCGGAUCAGUGCUAUACUUGGCGACCACCCUGGUGGGCUGUCCGUGGGGCCUUUGCCUCUUCCCUGGAAGAGGAUGCAGGCACCUCCGGGACCAUCGAACAAGCUUCCCUGAGCGGCCGGGACCCCUUGCUUCAGCUUCUCCCGUUCGGGGAUGCCGGUUCAAUCCUUGGUCCGGGAAGACCCACAUACCAUGGGGCAACUAAGCCUGCACCAACGACUGAGCCCGUGUGCAGCGACUGCAGAGGCCGAGUGCCUAGCGCCUGCGCCGCACAAGAGAAGCCGCCGCAACGAGAAGCCUGUGCACCACGGUGAAGAGCAGCCCCUACACACAAAACUGGAGACAGCUCACCAGCAACAAGGGCCCAGCACAGCCAAAAAUAAAUAAGUACAUAAAUAUAUUU